UGUCAUUCAUAUAGUAUAAAAAAUUGGUUUUGUACAGGAAUGGAAAUUUAUUACUGCGAUAUUUUAAUUUUUCGCUUGACUUUAGUGUAAUUAUUAGUUUCUGCGUACCUUAAUUAAAAAGGAAAAAUACUCGCGUACAUUUCGCCAAAAUAAUUGAUAAGUUGGGAAAAUGUCUAGUGGACGCGAAGAAGGAGAAAUCGAUUCAGAGGAAGAUGGUCUGCGGAAACGCAUACAUGAGCUUGAAAAUGAAAAUGCUGAAUAUGAAAAGAUCAAGCGAAUUUCCGAAAGUUAUGGUGAUAAAUAUGGUAACAUGUAUAGACUGAAUGAAUUUAAUGACUGGGAAGCUGUACAACGCGCUGGUCAAGUGCCCACCGAUGUCUCCUCAAUUUCUUCCGAUGAAUUUCCCUCGCCAAAAAAGAAAAAACAUAAAAGAAAUAAAAAAGCUAAAUGCAAAAUGCAUGAGCGGCGUGCACUGCAGCGUAGUCAUCGUUGUACGCAUCAACGGCACAAGCACAGUAAAAAACAUCAACAUCAUCACCGGAGAGAACGUCUCAUCAAUACUUUCUAUGAAAGUCGUGGUAUUGAAACAAUAUCAUUGGACACCACCGAUAAUAGUGAAUAUGAGAAGGAUAACUACUCCAUAGCUACAAUGGAUAUUGAAAGUACCGAUGAAAAUGACGCUGACAUAACAUUACCUUUAAGUCGUGAAGAGCUCCGUUUGGCGCUGGGACGUGGUAAAACGGAAAGAAAAAAUAACGUCUGCUCAUUAAAAGAACGCUUGCAACCGGAUAAAUUUAUUGCACUGGAUAACAUGGAAAAGGUACAAAUAUUGGAAGAAUCCGCUGCGAAUUCAAAUGACGCGGAAAAUGUUGUAGAAAUCAAUAGUGAUAAUUCCAUUUCGAUUGAAGAGCAAGAGUUGCGUUUGAUUGCGCUCAGAUCGGCGAUAAUGCGUAAACAUGCGACGCGUAAAAAACGUAAUGACGAGAUUGCCUAUUCACCAACCGAUUUUGAUGAGCUGCUGGUUGAGCCCGUUAGUUUGGUCGAUACGGAUAUUGAGGAAUUAGAGGGUGACAUGGAAAUAAGUCCGGCUAGUUCACCCCGCUUGCUGCUUAGUCCCAUACAGUGUGACGAUGAACAAAAUAGUAAUAUUAGUUUGGACACUGAGGAUAAUCAAGUGGACAAUAAAUCUGUAGAUAUGGAGCUAGCAAGUAGUGAUAGCGAGCAGGAAGACAAUAGUAAAAAUAUCAUCAACACGGAUAUGUCAUAUGCACAAAUGCACGAUAUACCGCUACCAGCUGGUCUACCAAUGGAUAGUGGUGUCAGUUUGCCCUUGACAUACGAUUAUGCAAGUAAUAUCAAUCACGCGAUGGCCUAUGAUAUGUAUAUGCCGGCGAUGCAAUAUAGCUCACCGAUGGAAUUGCCACCGCCACUGUUGCCAAUGUCUGCGUUAACAAGCACAACGCAGCCAUUGGAUGCAUACGACGUGACGUCGCAAAAUGCCACUAGCAGUGACGAUGUGACGUGUGUUAAGCAUGAAGUCGUCAUUGAGCCUCAAAGGGUUAGCCUGUCGCCCAAGUCAUCAACUAUGGAGAUUAUACAACAAGAAGAACUACCUGAGGAAUGUAGUGAUGAAGAAGAGGCGGAAGCUUUGCGCGCGUUACUACUAUCACAACGUCAAAUGGCGAAAACCAUAAAAGCUAAUAGCUUGACACAAAUACGCAAACAAUCGCCAACGUAUGCGCAAAAAACAUUUGAAGAUGUCAAAAGCUCUAAAAGUAUGAUAAAAGCACCAGCACUGCAACCAAGCAUACUAAGUGAGUGCAACGUCAAGCCUACACCUACUGAGUCGAUUUUGAAAGAAGCUGUGCGCCGUUUGAAAGUCAAAACAUUUGCAAGUUGUGAGAAUGCGCAUGCGCAGGAUGUACAUACGGUGUCUGAAACGCUUGCACCACGUUUGAAGAUUAAAGCUUUUGCGCGCUGCAGAGAAGUUGAAGAAGUAGCAAUAGCGCAUGCGCAAACUACGCAUAUAGCUGAAAACGCAACAAUAGCAUUUAAAAAGCAAUCCACGAAUUUCCAUAAUGCAUUUAGUAAUCACGAAGAGUUUCCGAGCAGCACUGAAGGCAUACAAUGCAAGAGCACACCCGAAAUUUUGGACGCACAAACAAAUUCGCCCGAAAAUGUCACAACAUUUGUACAUAACAAACGGCGCUUGGACAAUAUGGACACUGUGGAACCGAAGUUAACUGUAAAAGAACUGCCACAGCUUGCUGAAAGUCUACAUUCCUCAGAGGACAGUAACAGUUUGCCGUUGCAACAAAGCCAAAGAACACAGCACACUUUUGAGACCCAAGCUAAGAAACUGAAAAGGUCUUUGGAACAGACAAACCAUGCGCCUGUCGCAGAUUUGAACGACUUGCAGGGCAAAAUGCAUACACAGGAGAUUAUGAAAUUAGAAGGAGAUGCCAACAGCAGUGGUGAGAAGGAAAACAAAGAGAUUUCUAGCGCAACGAUGAACAAAAACGAAAACGCAACUCACACCGUCACAAAGGCGAAGUCAACGGCCAAGCCUGUUGCUAAAACUCUGAAGGUCACACCGAAAAACAAAGCCAGUAUCACACUCGCGACAGCAAAAAACACAACGGUGCCUCCAAAAAUUAGCGUAGCUCCACCGUCGAAGGUCAUAAAGCCACUAGCGCAACAGUUAAAAAUUGUUAAGCCCAACAAAGUCAUCAAUAAAAACCUGGAAGUACAGCAGCGGACACAAAAGGCGGAUAAUCUCAGCAUACCGAAAAAGUCUGACGCCAACAAUCAGCCAUCGCGCAUACUAACACCCACCACAUUACCGAAUAUUAAAGUGAAAAAACUGAUUAUACAAUUGGGUGACACUGAUUCCUCCUCAGAGGACGAGGAGAUUAUACGCAAUCAAACGUUGGAGCGUUGCAUUGGACUGGCGACAGCGCGCACCCAGACACCUGAUUCAUUGAGUUAUAUCCUAAAUGAAAAUGUUUACGGCAGCAAAGGUUGUAGCACGCCAACAGAAAUGACAAACGCGCAAACUAAUGAUGACCUGUCCAAUGCGUCAGUGGCUAAAGAUACGACCGUCGGUGAAGCCUUCGAAAAGAAAUUGGAAAAUUUCCUCAAAACUAUACGCUCCAAAACGUUGCAGACGAACGAGCACGCUGAGCAUGCGCAUGCGCGCGUGCGUAAGCUUAGUAGCAGCAACGGCGUACAAACGCGCACACCCACGGCCGUACGCAGUCUUCCAAUAGCCUCGCAAGAGGAAUAUAAACGGUUAGUGCAUCGCAUGAAGAUACUGGAACGACAAAAGCAAUUGAAGAAAAUGCAAAAGAGCCUAAUUGAGGAUGCAGAAAAGUAUACGAAAGCCAAACAAGACAAUGCAGAGAACAAUGUGCGAAGGUUCGAUGAUGCCAACGCGCCCAACACCAACUGCGCCAAUGUCAAAACUACAAGCAGCGGCACACAGACCUGCAAUGAAGCGCACAGUGCGGUAACUGAAAAGUCUACAGAAGUACAUUCCGAAAAAUCAACGCCGAACGAAAGUUUAACCAUCAUGCCGGCGUCGCCAACCGUAACGCCGCCGCGAAACCAGAAAGCACUAACGGAUAAGCUGCGCUCCUGGGAAACUAUUUACACCAGCAUUAGUAAUAACAUCAUAACAAGACUGGACAAAUCGCUGCAGCUGGUGAAUGAAGCGAAGUCUGCGAAAAUCGCCAAAAUGCGUCAUGAGCAGCGUCUCAAGGAGUUGCGUCACGAAAUGGAGCAGACGCAACGGAAAUUGAAAGAAGAACAAGUGAAAAUAACACGCAUUCAUCCACAAAUAUGCGCCAGCAAUGAAUUGAUUUCGAAAUUGAAGCAAAAACGCGCCAAGGUGCUGGAAAUGGCUGUGAAGUUGGGCAAGAGUGUUAAGGGCGAUGAUUAUAGAUUAAAUAAUGAUUUGAAAAAUGAAAUAGCGCAUAAAACAAAAGGAUUGGCCACACAUAUAAAACUUGUUAAUUCCAUAAGAUAUAGUGAUCUAGAAAUAUUAGACAAAUUACCGGCCAAUAAUGCAAAAACUACAAAUGCCAUAAAUGCGCCACAAAGUCAGCUCGCCUGUGAUGAACUGGUCUCAAAGCAACUGCCAUCAACGGACCACAACAAACGCAUAGCGUGUGACGUGCAUGAAAGUGCUGCGCUUAUAUUGUCAACGCUUGCAGCUAGCGACACAAGAUCCGAAGCCGAAACCGAAACCGAAGCACGAGCUGCAAACACAAAUGCCAAUGAUAAGCAAAGCAAUGCUCAGGAAUCAAUCGAAAGCUGUGAUAAACAGUGCGAAGUGGAGCCAGCGCCUAGACUGGUAGCUGCUGACACAUGCAUUGAGGAGGUGGCGGUGGAGGAGGAGCAGCCUGCGCCGUGUGCGAGCGUCAAAGAAGUGCUGCACGAGGACUGCGCGCCGACAAAAGACAGCACGACAACGAAGGACAUGGAGGUGAAGCUGCAGCAGGGGCGCACACUGCGCGACUACGUAUCACCGCUGCUGCACUUACGUAGCGAAAGUGGAAAAUGGAACCCGAACGAUAUUAUCUGUCCGUACGAGUUGAUGGGCCAAUGCGAGGAUAAGGACUGCAGUUAUACGCAUUUGAAAAUGUGCAUAUAGAAAAAAAGUUGCCGCUAAAAAUGCUUGCAGCGUCUGCAGCAAGUGUACAUAUACGUAAAAUGUAUAUCGUUUUUCCAAAACAAAAAAAAAGUAUAACAAAAUAAAGGAGUACUCCGAAUAGAAGUUGCCUAAUAGGUAAGUUAAACCACUCAAUUUAGAAUUAUACAGAGAUUGUGUAACGCGUCCAUUUGAAAUUUACCUAUACCACUCGUGCAUAAUUUUCUAUUGAAAUUAUAUGUUUUUUUGUGAUAAGAGCAUUUUUCAAUAAUUUUUAGUUUAUUAUUUGAGUUGGUGGUGUGGUGAAAAGUUCUUGCUAGAAAUGCAGCACAAAGGUCGGUUGAAUUUAUUGCGCUAAUUUGCGCCGAAAUCUGAAAGUGAAAUAAAAAAUGUAAUAUAAUAAUAAUAAAUACUUUUUUUUGUUUAAAAAAAAUUUUAAGCGGUCAAUAUAUACUUUUACAAAAUUUUAUUCAUUUAUUUUUUUCAAUUAGAAGGUGCCAUAUUGUGUUUUUGCAUAUAGUUUAUGCAAAUAAUGGAGCCUUUGCUGUAUUUUAGCAAACUUGCCACAUUCUUUUUUGAUUUUUGUAAAA
Bactrocera oleae (olive fruit fly) is the source of this 5241-nucleotide messenger RNA. Its product is annotated as uro-adherence factor A. The record is from RefSeq and is a predicted model, not a curated record. Lineage: Eukaryota; Metazoa; Arthropoda; Insecta; Diptera; Tephritidae.